AUGUCGAGCCCCGCGCCUCCCACCAAAGAUGAAGACGAGGGGGAAGACCGAAUAUUUUGGCUCAGCCUCGCUAAUCCAUCGGUAGCCUCCCAACUCGCCCGUUCUGAAGCGUUGUCGGAACUGAAAGCUCGGAUCAAGGCGGGCUUGAAGACCUAUCCCGAUUUCCCAAAGAAAGGCAUCCUCUUCGAAGACAUCCUCCCACUAUUCGCCUCGCACUCUCUUCAUCUGGACUUGAUUCGAGCAUUUGAGCUCCAGAUUACCGAAUCGCUCGGUCCACACAACAUUCCUGAUGUGAUUGUCGGUCUUGAUGCGAGGGGCUUCCUCUUUGGACCGACAUUAGCCUUACGAUUUGGAGCCGGCUUUGUUCCUGUCAGAAAGGCAGGUAAACUCCCUGGCAAGAUCGAAACGGCCGAUUUUCAGAAGGAAUAUGGCACCGACACCUUUGCCAUGCAGACAUCCGCUAUUCAACCUGGUCAGAAGGUCCUUGUGGUCGACGACCUGAUCGCCACGGGCGGUUCGGCAGCGGCAGCAGGGACACUGGUCGAGAAAUGCGGAGGGCAACUGGUCGGAUUCGUCUUCAUCAUCGAACUCACUUUCCUCAACGGUCGAGACAAGCUCAAUGCUCCAGUUUUCACGCUCCUCGAGAGUCAAGAAGAAUGA
This is a messenger RNA of Cladophialophora psammophila CBS 110553, 660 nucleotides long. RefSeq names its product adenine phosphoribosyltransferase. Gene Ontology annotation, molecular function: adenine phosphoribosyltransferase activity; AMP binding; adenine binding. Bases 1 to 660 code for a protein of 219 amino acids. The transcript has 2 exons. Gene Ontology annotation, cellular component: cytoplasm. NCBI's taxonomy places the organism in Eukaryota, Fungi, Ascomycota, Eurotiomycetes, Chaetothyriales, Herpotrichiellaceae. Gene Ontology annotation, biological process: adenine salvage; AMP salvage. The record is from RefSeq and is a predicted model, not a curated record.